Messenger RNA from Triticum dicoccoides, 889 nucleotides. RefSeq names its product E3 ubiquitin-protein ligase KEG-like. The transcript has 3 exons. The record is from RefSeq and is a predicted model, not a curated record. The coding region runs from base 481 to 840 and encodes 119 amino acids. NCBI's taxonomy places the organism in Eukaryota, Viridiplantae, Streptophyta, Magnoliopsida, Poales, Poaceae.
CGACGGACGCCAUAUCUCCCCUAUUUCCCUCUCUUCUCCACGGCCACGCCGCGUCGCCGGCCGAGCCCCGUUGCGGUCGCUGUGAGCCGCCUCCCCGCCCUGCCCCGUAGCCCGCCCCACACCCUAAGCUGCAGCAAAGAUGCCCGAGCGAGGCGGAGGGGAUCGAGGCGUGCGGUUCGCGGUGACUGGCGGGCAGAGCUUCCUUGGCGCCGCCCAAUGUCUGGAGCUGAUCCACCGCGGCGCCCUGGAGGUCUGCUCCCUCGACCUGCAGGAUUCCUCCUCCUGGUCCCAGCAGCUCCUCGACGUCGGCAUCCGCUUCUUCCAAGUUCCGUAUUGGUUCAUCUUGGUUCGAGCCAUAUAAGCCCGUGGAUCGACCCAGCGGUGCUGGAUCUGAAGCACCGGAUAGGGAGAUGCCCCUUCGUGUAUGCCUAGAUACCAAAGGCAGAGUAUUAUGACCUCUACCACGAGUUCGACGUGAAGAUGCUGCACCCGGUCAGGGAUGACCAGCUGCAGGUGUUCUCGGCGAGGUUCAACGAGGUCUUCCGCAAAUGCCAGUGCCCGGGCAAUAUCUGCUUCCUACAAGGCAUCUCAACGCAUAAUGGGAGGCUUUGUGUAGCGAUGAGGUUCUCCGAAGGAUCCAUUGGGGAUAGGAUGGCUCGGCUUAAAGGUGGAAGGCUCCCUUUGUCAGAUGUUUUAAGAUAUGGCGCCGAUUUGCCGCUUGGUGUGCUAGAACUACACUACAUGGGAAUAUUUGUUCAGAAUCUCCAGUCUUGUAAUUUUCUCCUUGAUGACAAUGACCAGGAAGCAUGGUUUCGUUUUAUCCCAUAUAUCAGUACAUAAGUAUGUUUAGCUUGGUGAUUUGUCUAUGGAAAUUGGUGUUUUUUAUCUA